UACAAGAAGAGAGGAUCACGACCUGUUGUGCUGGAAGAAAGUUGGAGAAAGUAGGAAGCUGUUAUCCUGUGCUGGGGGGGGUUGGAGUGACCGAGAAGACGACGAAGGGAGAAGGAAAGGCAGCAGGAGCCCCUGCCGGCAAUAUGGGCACUCUGAGGGACUUGCAAUAUGCUUUGCAGGAGAAGAUAGAGGAGCUCAGGCAAAGGGAUGCUCUCAUAGACGAGCUGGAGCUGGAGUUAGACCAGAAAGACGAGCUCAUCCAAAGAUUGCAGAACGAACUGGAUAAGUAUCGUUCUGUGAUCAAACCGGCCACCCAGCAGGCUCAGAAACAAAGUCCCAACACCUUGGGGGAACAGAGGACCAAGAGGCAGGCUAUAUCAGCCGAGCCAACUGCUUUUGACAUCCAGGAUCUCAGCCAUGUCACUCUUCCUUUCUACCCCAAGAGCCCACAGUCCAAAGAAUUAAUUAAAGAAGCGAUCCUGGACAAUGACUUCAUGAAGAACCUAGAGAUUUCCCAGAUCCAAGAGAUAGUGGAUUGUAUGUAUCCUGUUGAAUAUGGCAAAGACAGCUGUAUCAUCAAGGAAGGGGACGUGGGGUCACUGGUCUAUGUCAUGGAAGAUGGCAAAGUAGAGGUUACAAAAGAAAGUGUGAAGCUUUGCACAAUGGGACCAGGAAAAGUAUUUGGAGAGCUUGCAAUAUUGUACAACUGCACUCGCACAGCAACCGUCAAAACACUUUCAAAUGUGAAACUAUGGGCAAUAGAUCGACAAUGUUUUCAAACUAUAAUGAUGCGGACAGGGCUAAUCAAGCACACUGAAUAUAUGGAAUUUUUAAAAAGUGUACCAACAUUCCAGAGCCUUCCUGAAGAAAUACUUAGUAAGCUAGCUGAUGUACUAGAAGAGACUCACUACGAAAAUGGAGACUACAUUAUUAGGCAGGGUGCUCGAGGGGACACUUUCUUCAUCAUCAGCAAAGGACUGGUGAAUGUUACAAGAGAAGACACCCCGGGUGAAGAUCCAAUAUUUCUCCGCACUUUGGGAAAAGGUGACUGGUUUGGAGAGAAAGCUCUUCAAGGGGAGGAGAUCAGAACAGCAAAUGUGGUUGCUGCGGAGGCUGUGACUUGUCUUGUAAUCGACAGAGAUUCUUUCAAACACUUGAUUGGAGGAUUAGAUGAUGUCUCUAACAAGGCAUAUGAAGAUGCAGAGGCUAAAGCAAAAUAUGAAGCAGAGGCAGCAUUCUAUGGCAAUCUCAAACUUACGGACUUUAAUAUUAUUGACACACUUGGUGUUGGAGGAUUUGGGAGAGUUGAACUGGUGCAGCUUAAAAGUGAAGAAUCAAAAACAUUUGCAAUGAAAAUCCUUAAAAAGAGACAUAUAGUGGAUACAAGGCAACAGGAGCACAUUCGGUCAGAGAAGCAGAUCAUGCAAAGCGCUCACUCUGACUUCAUUGUAAGGUUAUAUAGAACAUUUAAGGACAGCAAGUAUCUGUAUAUGCUGAUGGAAGCCUGUUUAGGUGGAGAGCUUUGGACUAUUCUCAGGGACAGAGGUUCAUUUGAAGACUCAACAACAAGAUUUUAUACGGCUUGUGUAGUCGAGGCCUUUGCUUAUCUGCAUUCCAAAGGAAUAAUUUAUAGGGACCUUAAGCCAGAGAACCUUAUUUUGGACCAUCGAGGUUAUGCAAAGUUGGUUGACUUUGGCUUUGCAAAAAAAAUAGGCUUUGCUAAGAAAACAUGGACUUUUUGUGGAACACCAGAAUAUGUGGCUCCAGAGAUCAUCUUGAACAAAGGUCACGACAUUUCAGCAGACUACUGGUCACUGGGAAUCUUAAUGUAUGAACUCCUGACUGGCAGCCCUCCAUUCUCAGGUCCAGACCCUAUGAAGACUUAUAACAUCAUACUAAGAGGAAUAGAUAUGAUUGAAUUUCCAAAGAAGAUUACCAAAAAUGCUGCUAAUUUAAUAAAAAAACUAUGCAGGGACAAUCCAUCAGAAAGGUUAGGAAACUUGAAAAAUGGAGUGAAAGAUAUCCAAAAGCACAAAUGGUUUGAAGGCUUUAAUUGGGAAGGUUUAAGGAAAGGUACAUUGACACCUCCCAUUAUACCAAGUGUUGCAUCCCCCACAGACACAAGCAAUUUUGACAGUUUUCCAGAAGACAAUGAUGAUCCUCCCCCUGAUGACAACUCAGGAUGGGACACAGACUUUUAAUGCAUUUUUCUUUCCUGCUUCUGCCUUGCUGAAGACAGCUUUCCUGAAAAAUGGCUGCCAAGAGAACAAAAAAGGAACUGGGGAAGAAUAGUGCUCGGGGUCACCAUGAUGCCUUGAUUGAUGCUGCUAUAGUAACUACAGUGGCAUUAGGACUUAUUGCUUAGUUCACAAUAACCCUCAUAUAACAUAUUUUAUGUUUUGACCCCCUUAAUAUAGCAGUUGACAUGGUGGUCCUGAAGCAAAAGCCUCUUCACUAAAAGUAUAUGCUUUCUAAUAUUGCAGAAUUCACAGUUUACCCUUGAAAAGUAUAGUGUAAAAUGUAUUAAAACUGUACAUAUAUUGUAGCUAGUGCUAUCCAUAAAAAGGGAUAAUUUAUUUCAGUACAGUUUGUUAUGUAUGGCAAGGACAAAUCAAACUUAAGAACAGAGCCAUACCAUAUUGGUCCUCUGGCUCCUGUCCUAGUGUAGUGCCCACCAUCCACUCGCUGGUUGGGGAAGAUGGGAGCUGUUAGCCAGCAUCAGGAACAGCAGCCAUAGAGUCAGAUAUGGUUAUGCUUAUUAUGAAUUAUGUAAACUGAUAACUUACUGCAGGUCAGAGUAGGUAAGUGUGGAAAAUAUUUAUUAGUUUUACCCCAGAUGUGUCCUGCUGAAAAACAACAUAUUUUUCCUCCUUACUUU
Nanorana parkeri is the source of this 2878-nucleotide messenger RNA. It is a transcript of the gene PRKG1, whose product is annotated as protein kinase, cGMP-dependent, type I. Gene Ontology annotation, molecular function: ATP binding; cGMP-dependent protein kinase activity. NCBI's taxonomy places the organism in Eukaryota, Metazoa, Chordata, Amphibia, Anura, Dicroglossidae. The record is from RefSeq and is a predicted model, not a curated record. Bases 144 to 2201 code for a protein of 685 amino acids. The transcript is spliced from 18 exons. Gene Ontology annotation, biological process: protein phosphorylation.